Molecule: messenger RNA, 9350 nt
Organism: Chilo suppressalis (striped riceborer)
Lineage: Eukaryota; Metazoa; Arthropoda; Insecta; Lepidoptera; Crambidae
Source: the annotation of a GenBank genome assembly
CGCCGCCGCUCCCCGCCCGCGCCCGCGCCCGUGAUGUGGCGCAACCGCGCGAACGCGCACUAACAUAGACCUGGAUCGCGGGAAAGUGGGUCACCGACUCACUUUCACUUAUUAUUACAUGGGCUCCUAAUCGUUUUCCAUUGUGCUCGCGGGCGGAGGCUCGCGGGUGGCGGCGGGGCGCGCAUGCGGGAGGCGCCCGCGCCGGCACGCGCGCCUUUGUCGCCGGCCGGCCGCCAGUCGAUCGCGGAACGUCUCCAGAGCGGCACGUACGCCGCUGCCGAUGCGAACUCUCGACGCGAUCGUAACAUCACUCGCGACGUAAACUCUUGGACGAUUGUACCGAUCAGCUGUGCUCGACGGCGCUCGGCGCCCCUCAAACCAAUACCCAUAGAACAAAAUGUUCUGGAUUUAUGUGUCUCCAUCUAUAGUGCUUGAACAGGUGCAGCCCGCGAGCGGCAGAUAGUGUUGCGGUCAAACCGCUAGUGAACUCGGUGACUGUGUGAACGUUGUCGCGGUCGAACGCCGCUGUAGGGAGUUGUAAUAAGCAGCCGCCGAGCGCGGCCGAGCAUGACGAUGGACCAGCAGACAGGCCUUAUGUCCCUCAACAUGUCUCCGUUCGACUUGAGUCCGGGUCCUGAAGGAUCUGGUUCUGGCGGACCUUCGGGAGCUUCUCAACAAUACGUGCCGCAGGGUGCUGCUUACCAGUGCCCUGAACAACAAUCUUUUGGCUACGCCAAUUUGGACCCAUCAUAUCUGUUUCCGACAGGAACCGGUGGCGAGCCAGGAGCUUAUUUGCCAGCAGCAGGCACAGUUUGCGAUCAGGCUGACACGAAAGAUGUGAUCGAAGAGUUAUGCCCUGUCUGCGGCGACAAGGUCAGCGGCUACCACUACGGACUCCUCACCUGCGAGUCGUGCAAAGGAUUCUUUAAGAGAACUGUACAAAAUAAGAAGGUGUACACUUGUGUCGCUGAACGGGCCUGUCACAUAGAUAAAACACAGCGGAAACGUUGCCCGUUUUGCCGUUUCCAAAAGUGUCUCGACGUCGGGAUGAAAUUGGAAGCUGUUCGAGCGGAUCGUAUGAGAGGUGGACGUAAUAAGUUCGGUCCCAUGUACAAACGUGAUCGCGCCCGUAAAUUGCAGAUGAUGAGGCAACGGCAAAUGGCCGUGCAGACGCUACGAGGCUCACUUAGUGACGGUGGAUUAGUGCUCGGAUUCAACUCGCCUUACGCCUCAGUUCCGGUCAAACAGGAAAUACAGAUCCCGCAAGUGUCGUCCCUGACUUCAUCCCCCGAGUCGUCUCCAGGGCCGGCCCUGUUGGCGGCGCAGACGCAGCAACCCCAACCGCCACCGCCUCCCGCGCACGACAAAUGGGAAUCGCAUUCACCGCACUCCGCCUCACCGGACGCCUUCGCGUUCGACGCGUCCGCGACCACAGCAGCGACACCCUCCAGCACCGCAGAAACCACCAGCACCGAGGCGCUCCGCGUCUCGCCCAUGAUUCGGGAAUUCGUCCAAACCAUAGACGACCGCGAGUGGCAAAAUUCGCUCUUCGGACUCUUGCAGAGCCAAACCUAUAACCAGUGUGAAGUCGAUCUCUUCGAGUUAAUGUGUAAAGUUCUGGACCAAAACUUGUUUUCUCAAGUGGACUGGGCGCGAAACACCGUGUUCUUUAAGUAUUUAAAGGUCGAUGACCAAAUGAAACUACUGCAGCACUCAUGGUCCGACAUGUUGGUCUUAGAUCACCUACACCAACGGAUGCAUAACGGAUUGCCUGAUGAGACCACACUUCACAACGGACAGAAAUUCGAUCUGCUCUGCUUAGGUCUCCUUGGUGUGCCCUCGCUAGCUGACCACUUCAACGAGCUCCAGAACAAACUCUCCGAACUAAAGUUCGACAUCCCGGAUUACAUCUGCGUGAAAUUCUUACUUCUUCUAAAUCCCGAGGUGAGGGGCAUAGUAAACGUGAAAUGCGUCCGAGAUGGCUACCAGACAGUGCAAGCGGCUUUGCUCGAUUACACACUUACCUGCUACCCGACGAUACAGGAUAAAUUCGGCAAAUUGGUGAUGGUAGUCCCAGAGAUUCACGCGUUGGCUGCGCGGGGAGAAGAACACCUCUACCAGCGGCACUGCGCGGGGCAAGCACCGACGCAAACUUUACUAAUGGAAAUGCUACACGCUAAACGCAAAUCUUGAAAUUCCAGUGAAGAAUAAAAUGAAGACCGAAGAUGCGCAAAGCGCUCCCGACACCACAUCAAAAUAGGAUAUUUUACAAAAAAUAUUACUUAUUAAUUAGCUUUAGUUGUUAACUUGGUGUGUGAUUAAAUUAAUUAAGUUAUUGCGCGAAGCGCCGGCCGGCGGCGCGGCGCGUGCCUAGUCCGAUUACAGAUAAAACAAAUAUUUAUCUAUCUAAUAUCUGUAACAUAAAUAUACAAAAGUAAUAUACACCAGUCUGUGUAGCUAUGGUUAAUUUAUUUAGCAGUUUACGUUGCGUUAUAUCAAAAUUAAAUAAGUACAUUUGAGUUAACUAGUUUCUCUUAACUCCGGUGCGUAAGCGGGAAUUAUUACAAUACAUACUUUAGGAAAGCGUCUGUGAUUAUAAACGAAGAAAUUUGAUGAAAGCAGUUUUAAAUUUAGUCGUGUACUUGUGCAUAAUAAAUGUUAGUUUUAUUCGGUCGGGUGGCGGCGGGCACACCACUCAGCAGGCGACGCCCGCCUCAGUUCGAGGUUACUUAUAUUAAACGACUUACCUUCUUUUAAUCUAUAAGCACUUUCAAUCGAGUUUAUAAAUUGUUUUUCAUUGUAUGAUGUGUACGAUUUUUUACAAACGUGUUCUCUGCUAUCUGGCUGCGUGUGCGUCUGUCGCGCGUUUCUGAGGCAGCGCGCGAUUCCCCUCAAUAUAGUUAUUUCAUUGAGAUGUUACAGAAUUUAUGAGAGUUGUUGGGUAAGUUUAAGGGAAGAAAUUAUGUUUAGAUAUGCGGUUGUUGCCUACUUUAUUAGGUGAGGUUCGAUUACAAUUAAAUUAAUGAUACAAGAAUGGUAAACCAUUAACUAUUAGAAAACUAAUAGGAGUCAAAAUCGGUGAAUUUAAUUUUUGAUAGUCACUUUUCAAUCUUUAUUCACGCAUAUUUAAAAUGAUUACAAAAAAAUACAUGUUGAUAGUCAGUAAAAAUACCUGCACCUAACAAAGUAUUUAACAGCUUCGUAGAUAGGUAGCGAUAAAGUAAAAUGAUUGAUAAUUAAAAAAUCAUAUUUAAAUUCUACAAUUGUUCCCCUAAAUAUAUAUCUGGGUGUUGUAUAAAUUAUUCAAUGUUAUUUUAUUGGCCAUACCAGUACAAACAAAUAUUAUCCCUGUAAAUAAAAUGUUACACGUUUACAGUGAUUUAAAUCUACUUAUAUAUUGUAAUUAUGUAAAAUAUUUUCAACGUACGUGCAAGAAGCCUUAAAAAUCAUAGAUUUUUAAUAAAAUAUGGGUACUAGCAUCUACCGGCCAUCGGUCGAAAAAAAUGAUGUAUUUUUAUAAAACAUAUUGUUCUUUAUUAACAUAUAUAAUAUGUUAACUAAAAGUGCAUGGUUUCGUAUUUUUCUAACAUAAAUAUAGUAGCGUACGUAAACAAGUGUAAAGAUCAACUAUCAGAUGAGGAAAUUAUGUAUACAUAAUAUUAAAACUUAAUGUUAUUAUUAUCCUUGUAUUUAGCCCACGUAAUAAACGUAACAAAUUUAAUUUGAUAACGUUUUAUUUUUGUAAUGAAUGACGUCAAUUCGGUGGUAGUGAAAGCCCAUUUCAUGAGCCGGCAAAUGUUUGUACAAUUUAUUUACAAUUUAGUGUUUUCUGUAGCGCCUGAAUGGGAACCAUGGGCGGUUAAAAAAACAAAUCGAAUAUAUGUAUGUGUUCAAAAUGCUUCAUGCGAUGGGCUUUAAACCUAGUAGUAAGUACACUUGGGUACGUAACGAAAGAUUAAGUUAAUCUAAAAUGUGAUUGACGGAUUGUGUUUUAAAAAUUGUUUAUGAAUUAAAAUUAAAAAUUAUAAAGUUAUAAAUAAUAGUGUCAUUGCACCAAGUGCGAGAGUAGAGUAGGCCGCAUCAACGAUUUGGUAGGCAUUAACUACUGAGAAACUGUUUAAUGCUUUCCAUUUAAUUUGGCUUAGCCCUUAACUAGCCUUGUAUACUAUACUGUAGGUAAUUAAAAUUAUGCACCGUGUUUAAUCUGUAAUACCGUCCAGUGAACACAGUUAUUUAUCAUCAUAACAUUAUAAAGAUGCUUCGCGAAUCUGAUUCAGUUGAUGCUUAAGUAAUUUGAUGUUAGACGAUCGUUGAGCGGUUGUAUGCGUUGCUCCUGCGGGAUACGUUUCCUUUCAUAGUUUGGAUUAUACUGUUUGAAAUUGGGAGCACCUUUAUUAUAUAGCAAUACGAGCUAAAUCCGCAAUGUAAAUGUAGCCAUGUAACCUGUUAAAGCAUCUAAUGCCGUUUUAUGUGAUCUUCAAAUUAUGUAAAGGAAAUUAAAUAUAACAAUGUUAGGUACAUUGUUCAGUUAUUUUGCAGUUCAAUUCAGUUUGUCCUUUUUUGUGUUUAAAUACUUUAUUAAUAUUAUGUCAGGUACACACAAAGGAAGAAAAAUAUAAAAUCAAAAUAUUCUCCACGAUAAAGUCGUAACUAAAAGUAGAUAUUUUCCAUAAAACUGCAGAUUGUUUAAUCAACUACCAUAAUACUAUUCUGAUUAUUUUUGAAAAUUCUUAUUUAGAAGUGUUGAAAUAAGUAAUGUGGUGAGAUUUUUCGUUGUUAUAUUAUUUAUGAUAAUGCAAAAGUUGAGAACUAAAACCUAAAAACAUAUUUACCAAAUCAAUUGGAACAACUAGUUACCGUGCGUUUCUAAGCAAUUGGUUUUCGCGAAUCGAAUAGUUCUUGGUGGCUCUUAUAAUUGUCAACGUUAGUAAUGAGGUUGCUUAUCAUUAUAAUAAUACCAAUAGGAAACAUCUUAAAAAUCCUGAAAGGAGUCGACGUCCAUAUAUCCCGAGAUAUGCCAACGAUUCGUUAUGUUUGCAUACAAAAUUAAAGUUUGUGUAGACUCGCUUGAGACUUUUAUAUCUUACAGAGAACUAACAAUAGUCAUAAUAAUGACAAUAGAAUGCAAAUUAUGUACCUGCUGCAAAUUGUUUUUAACACAAAAUAACUUUGACGAAGUUCCUUGAUAUAUUGUUGUGGUACAAUUUAAUACAUAAUAAAAUUAAAUAAUACGAAAUAAAAACUGAAUUUGUUCAUAAAACAAAUCAAUCAUUUUAUAAAUUUUUUUACUAUUCUUAAGAAUGUACUAACUUUAGAGAGUCUAUUAAAAUCUGCUAUUUAACUGAACGUUUUAAAUAAAUAUAGCUUUCUUUUUUUUUCAAUUAAUAGUAACAACGCUGUGUAUAAAUAUAGCGGUUAGAUGCAGGAGUCUUAAACCCCAGGUCGUGUUAUUAUUUUAAAUUAAUUACGUUACAAAUACGUGAAGCUAUGAACAUGACUACUUUCGUAUUUAAGGAUGUGCGCCUAAACUACAUUUCAAAAUCAAUAGAAACAAGAGACAUUAAUGUAUAAAUAACGUGUGUGUGUAAUGUACAGAUACAAUUUUAAAAUAAUUAUAUUUAUUAUUCCCGACAUCCUUAAGAGUUGAAAGCAGUCCGUUGGUUGCUCUCGCUUCAAUUUGUAAUGUUAUUUUUUCAACUCAGUACGAGUGAAUUGAAGUGAGAUGUAGCUUCGCGAUAUUAGACGCUUUAUCGAAGGCAAAGCUGAUCUGUGAUGGUAUGACAUAGUUAGGUACAUUAGGCUGUGUGGGUCUUAUUUUUCUGUACUCGUGUUGGGUAUAACCAUUAGCGCGUGACCAAUUUAUGGGGAAGAUCACAUGUUCCCACUGCAGCUUUAAACGACGGUUAUAAAAAAAGAGAAGGCAUUUCGCUGUCAUUAGCUGAUCUAAAAUUUAAAUUUUAGACCGUUCAGAAGCCGUUAUACCUCUACUCUUGAUUGCUUUUAUCGGUUUUGUGAUAAAUGAUUAACUUACCAUACGUAUAUGUUACCAUUUUAUAGCUACAGUGUAUCGCGUCAAACUGUGAAUUGCUCUAUUUAAAUACUCGGCAGUAUUAUUUAGGUGUUUUUAUUUUACUAUUAUUUUUCAGUUUGCACAUCACCGAUGAGAGGAAUCGAGUUAUAAUCAUAUACACCUCAAAUGACUACGAUUAUAUUGUAUAAUUAACUAUCAAAUUAUGUAUAUUACCAAAAUAACUAUCUGAUAAGUAAAUGGAAUACAGGCAACAUAAAUUUUAUUAUAUCUAAUGUAUGUGUAUUAUGAUUUAAUCGAUUUAUGAAUAUACAUAUAAACUAUAAUUGUAAUCAGAAUAUUCAGUAUACCAAUAUUAUAAUAUAUCGUAAUGAUUAUUAUAUGAUCCUAUAUUAUUAUUCAGAAUCCUUCCAAUAGGUCCAACUUCGACUACAAAAUUAAUUUAUUUUUUAUUACAAUAUGAUUAUGACACGGCUGCAUAUGUAUAGUAUGUUAAUGUGUCACUAUCAUAUUUAAAAUCAGUGUACCUAGUUCGAAAAAUAUUCAUAACUUAUAGGUAUUUGUAUGUUUUAUAAUAUUGCGUAGUCGUUCGCCGGCUUAUAGUGUUUGGGUCCGAGGUACCAGUCGUUGUGCCAUUAGUUAAAUGUUCGUACAGGGUCGUAGCAGGCGCGCGCAUCCCUCACUCACUCGUUAACUACAAAGCUGCAGUUCUAGCACGAAUCACACCACCAAACAACAUCCUUACAUUUCACUCCAGUAAUUGUUUUUAACGUAGACAAAUAAAAAUUCUUUUCAAGGUGCCAGUGAUUGAAAUCAUUUUCUUUACACAUAAAUACUUAACACUAUAUCUUUUCCUGUUAGCUUCACACCUCUAAUUAUUAUUAAUCUAAAGCCACGUUCGAUGUUUGACAUUUUGAUUCAGUUGAAUGUUUAAAUCUUUACAUAUAAAUCUAAAACUACUAUUUAAUUUUAAGAUUAGCGUGUAACGUACAGCGUACGAGCUGUGUUUUAGUGUUUACGGAAGUAUAUCUAUAUUUAUGAAAUAAUAUAAUAAGUAUUUUAAUGUUAAGACACAAUGAGUGUUCUAUGUAAAUGUACAUUUUGAGUUCAAUUAGUUUAAGCGGAUGACAGUAGCGUGUAAGGCCGCGCGUGGUCGAACAGUCCUGUUGGUUUGUACUGUUUACUGGGACUGUUUGUCGACGCUCGGCUAGUGUCCGUCCACUCGCUCAGAUUCGCUCGCGCAAUGUAACGUAGCUUUGCCCGUCGCACCGUGUUUACAAGUCUUAUAAGCUAACAUGUUGUUUUUUUUCUUCUGACAGUCUUUGCAUUGUUACCGCACGACAGAGAUGAGUUGUUGAGCUUUUUGCAGAUCAGAUUUAUAGUGGUUUUCUAAAUUGAGUGUUAUUAUACUGAAUUUGUUUUAUGAUACAUUAAUAAUGUAUUUAUAAUACUUAUAUAGGUUUUUGACUUCCGAGCAACAAGCGAAUCAUAACAACACUAAUAAAAUUAUUUUCCAACAACCAUUCAACAAUUUAUAAGACGUCGCUAACACUACAUAAACGAUUUUUAUUGCCGAUAUGCCAGCAACAUUUCUUUUGUCAAAAGUAAUGCUUGAUAAGAUUCACAGAACUUAAAGGCCAUGUGAGAGAACAUAGCUUUUUGAUGGUGUACCGAGCGUUCAUUAGUUGGUAUCGCUCGUGACGCUCAUAGCGCUCGCUCGCGGGGGGAGAGAGGGUACGUACGCGUCGCACACAUUCCAAAAUAGCUAAUCGUAACGCUCAGCGACAGGCGUCGGGAUCGCGUUACUAAUUAGUAAGUUAACCACUUUGUUGUUCAUUAACGAUAAGUUAGGUUUAAUCUCAGUCGAUGUUGUUUAACUUUAGUCUGUGUAUAGUAUUCUCUCGGUUAAGUUUAUGUGAGUACGUGAAUUUGAGCGAAUCGACAGACCUAACGAAGGGUUCAUACUAGCUGUAAUUAUUAAGUACCUAAGCGAUUAUUUCUGUUGCACCCUAACUUUAUUUCUUAAAAAACUGUGUUAGUUAUAUUUUAUUAAUUGUACAUAUAACGUAGGUAGGACGAUGUAUACAGUGUUUUCAUUCAAUCUUAAAUGGUUAUUGUUGAAUCUAAAAUGUGGGGAUGGCAAAUACUAAUGCACUGUUGCAUUUUGCUGUUAAUAAAUUUAAGUAAAUCUUUUAUCUGAUACCAUAGGUUUACGAGUUAUUUAUGUGUUACUGUUGUAUAGGGUGAGGUCACAUCUCGGGUGUGGGCCCGUGUGGUCCCGGGGUGUACCGAGGAACGAUUACCUCGCAUCCGGGCUCAAGGCUCGGUCGCACCGAUCAAUCUUAUUGUAAAUCGUAAUACAUAAGUACAUCCAAUUAGUUUAGCCACGAAGGCUCGCUGUGAGGCUGCAUUCAAUCUAACUGAAUUAUUUUUUAUUGUAUACUCGUAGAUUUUUUUUUAUAACGGCACAUCACGCGCAGUACAUCACGAACGUAAGUAAGGCUUUAUAUUUACAUUCAACACUAUGAUCCCUCGACAGUUCUUUUAACAGUGGAAAGUGUGACAUUUUAGUGUAACAACUCCAUUAUAUCAUGCUUAUCAGAAUUGUCAGCGGCACAAGAUCAACACCCUGGAACAAACCACCUUGCCUUGCUGUGACAAUUCAGUUAGAAUGGAUCGACCGUUAUGUUUACCGCAGCCACAAUUGUACCGUGUCAUUACCUCACAUUACAUCUUUUAUACAUUUUAAAAAUAGUUAUUGUUGUCGCUAAAUCUUUUAAACUUAAUUUUAUUGUCAAAUAUUGUUUAGAGGUGUCUUUUUAAGUUUAAAAAAAUUGUAAACACGAUGAUCUAUAUAGAUGGCAAGAUAAAUAUGUAUAUUAUGGCGGUGUGAGAUCGGGCGUGCAUCGUCAGUGUAUUUAUUCUCGUGGUGAUUAAUAAAUAUUGUGAGACGCACGAACGCGCCGGGGGCGGGGCGUGCCUCCGCACCCGCUCGUUAUUGUAGAAAUAAAUGAUAUUUUCGUUUAAACAAUUGUGUCUUUAUUUAUCUAAAUCCCCUUUGUAGAUCAAUUGUUAUAUUAUCUAAGCCCCUCUGUAGAUCACUUAUUAUGUCAGUAUAUUUUAAAUAUUCAUAGAUGAAUAGUGUAAAUAAGUAGGUAGGUAUAUAUAUUUACCCAAUAAUGGAUAUUGGUGUUCCAAAAUUCUGUAUAAAUAGAAUGUUGCAAACAUAUGUAUUAAUGUAAACUCAGGUAAAGAAAAUUUUAUAUUUUAAUAUAUGAGAUUCGUUACAACAGCAUUAAAGAGCGAAAUAAACACAUUAAAC